This is a messenger RNA of Armigeres subalbatus, 2765 nucleotides long. RefSeq names its product heparan-sulfate 6-O-sulfotransferase 2 (gene Hs6st). The coding region runs from base 819 to 2141 and encodes 440 amino acids. Gene Ontology annotation, molecular function: heparan sulfate 6-sulfotransferase activity. NCBI's taxonomy places the organism in Eukaryota, Metazoa, Arthropoda, Insecta, Diptera, Culicidae. The transcript has 6 exons. The record is from RefSeq and is a predicted model, not a curated record. Gene Ontology annotation, cellular component: membrane.
AAGAACACACAACAUGAUGCAAGAGCAUCGUUGGCUACGCUUUAGCAUUAUUACUCGAUGGUGACAUAUUGACAAACAUUAGAAAAAAGUAGUGGUUUUCUUUUCAUUAUUUUAGAGACAUAAGUGCUUAGACAAACCAAUUGAAAUUAUUUCACGGCAGAUCAUUAAGAGUAGGAAGUGGAUGUUUCGGGAUCGCACUCUAAUUUUAGCGAAACUUUUGCGAUGAUGGUUUAGUUGGUCGAUUAGUGUACUGUCUAGUGAAAGUGAUACCCAAAAAAUCUGAAAACCUUCGAUUCGAUAAACUGAGCGGUACUGCGCUUACGCGAAGGUCAUCUGCGGAAAAUGGAAUCUGAUGUUCCCUAACAGGGCUCUCUGUAUUUGAAGCAAUGGGACAAGUGUUUGUCAAGUUCCAAGAACCACAUCCGAUCGAAAAUCGAUACGCAUUUGUAGAGUUAUUCCACAAACGGCACAGGAAGCGUCCGCGGCUACAUACGAAAGUGUGAAAUGCCAGAAGAAACCAAUUUUGGUGAUUUAUGUGUUGCUAUGCCCGCCGAGGCACUAGUUGAAAAUUCUGUGCGCCGUACUUCCAGGCGUUGAUGGCGAGAGCGUAGUGCGUUGAUUGAAUAAUGAUUAUGUAGGUAGCUACCAGUGGCAGCUAUAGAACAAAAGAGAUAAUCAAAACAGAAGAAUACACAUAUCCACCUUCCUGUAGUGCACAUAUCGUAGUUGGUCUGCCGGGAAUGCGGAGUUGGUGAUUUUUCAAACCGGGAGUAGCUUUUCUUUUGUGACAACAGCGAAUUGUAGAGAACACAGCUCCAAUGAAAAAAGUUAUGAUACCAUCGUUGGAUAUGAAAAAGAGUGUUUCGGUCAAAGUAGAUAGUGAUCUGACAUUGCUACUAUCGAGCGGAGUGUACGAAAUUAAAAAAAUGGAGCCCCGCAGGCGGCUCCGUCCUAUUGUGAUAAUCUGCUUAUUUCUGACCAUCGCCGGUAUCAUCGGGUUUGGAUACUUCUGUCCGGAUCAGGUGUGCGCUCUCUCACGGCGCGAAGUGAUAAGCAACCAGGAACUUAUCACCGGCUACGAACAUGACAACCUCGGAAAACCGGUGCAGCAAAACUUGCUGGCCAAUCCGGGACUCAGCUACGAGGAGGUCCUGAACGAUGACUUCCAGUUUGACAUGAACGCUCAUGAUGUGAUGGUAUUUUUGCACAUCCAAAAGACAGGCGGAACUUCUUUCGGGAAGCAUCUGGUACGAGAUUUGGACUUGAAGCGACCGUGCACAUGUCAGCGAAAGAAGAAACGGUGCUACUGCUUCCGACCGCACCGCAACGAGAACUGGCUAUUUUCGCGGUACUCCACCGGCUGGAAGUGCGGCCUGCAUGCUGACUGGACUGAACUGACCGGAUGUGUGGACUCCGAGCUGGACAAGAACGAAGGCGAAACGGCCAAGCGGAGGUACUUCUACAUCACGCUGCUGCGGGAACCGAUCGCACGAUAUCUGUCCGAGUUUCGGCACGUCCAGCGCGGUGCAACCUGGAAGAACUCCCGGCAUUGGUGCCUGGGUCGCACGGCAACACCGGAUGAGCUGCCGCCGUGCUACAAUGGUGAAAACUGGAACGGUGUGCCGCUGGAUGAAUUCGCCGGCUGUCAGAGCAAUCUUGCAGCCAACCGGCAAACCCGCAUGCUGGCCGACCUGGCCCUGGUGGGCUGCUACAACAAAACCUACAUGCCAUCGGUGGAGCGCGACCGCAUCAUGCUGGCCAGUGCCAAGCGCAACCUUGCCGCCAUGUCCUACUUCGGUCUAACCGAGCACCAAAAAAUCUCCCAAUACAUCUUCGAGGAAACGUUCAAUCUACGGUUCGCGAUACCGUUCGAGCAGCACAACAACACCGUCUCGACGACCACCAUGAGCAGUCUGACGGUCGAGCAACGGGCCAAAAUUGAUAAGCUAAAUGCACUCGACAUCGAGCUGUAUGCAUUCGCGAAGAAAUUAAUGUUCCAAAGAUUCGAAAGACUUAAAGCCAAAGAUAAUGAUUUUAAUGUAAGAUUCGCGCAUUUAGGUAACCUAGGCAUAAAGAACGGCGUUACCGAGUUCAACUGGGACAGCAACAUUGACGAGGCGCCCAGCAGUGAACACCACUGAUACACAGGGGUCAGGACUCGCUCCGACGCGACAGUCCCGCACAAUCCUUCGUACAACUACAACAUAAUGAUGAUUCCGAAAUCGUUGCCAUUUCGUCGUCCCACGGGACGACCCGCCGUCUCGCCAUCAUCGCCGUCUCCAUUGUCGUUCACUAUUAAUAAGAUCACUUCGCCCCGCGUCAUCGAUAUACCCGCCGAAAGUCGCCUGCCGGCAUCCGGGGGCGCAAUCUCAUUACCCUUUUACCACGACCCCAACAGCAGCCACCACAACACCAAACUAUAUCUCGCUUCCACUAGUCCGAUUGAACGGAAGCUUCACAGACGGCGGCGACCGCAGGAUCACCGGGGACGACAAUCCAAACUCACCAAGCAACAGAUUACAAUGCAAACGCUGCGUGAUAGCCCCCCACAGAGGAACCGGAAGAUAAACGGCAGCAACCAGUGAUGCUGAAUAGUCAUAGAGCUCCGAGAGUUGUUUGCAUACUGAUUUUAGCAUUUUAGUACUGGCGCAGAAUGUGAAUAUUUUAUCUAAUGACACACAAACAGAACAAUUGUUUCACAGUAGUCUUAAACAAUAAGAAUAAACAUAAAUACACCAAAACGAAAAAAGUGUAUGAAAAUAAAA